CUCAUUGCUAUACGUGUAUUAGUAAGAUUUGUUGCCCCCUUCCCGUUUGCCCAUGAUUUUCCCCUGAUCUAGCCCGCGAAAUGGGCUCGCUUGCCCAUAUGGGCAAAAAAGCCCAUACGGGCAAAAUUGCCCAUGUCUGCUUUAGACGGUAAUGAUUACUUUGCGUGGAGGGCAGUGAAGAAAGUCAUACGAUAUUUUUUUGGGAAGUUCGCGAGCACACAAUUACCCCGCUCUUGUGACCAAGAUGUUGCACUACUUCCAGAAAAUUGGAGUGAAUAUGUCCCUCAAAAUUCACUUCUUGCAUCACCAUCUCGAAUACUUCAGCAAGCAGCUAGCCUCAGAGUCGGAUGAACAUGGCGAGCACUUCCAUCAAAUGCCAAUGCCAAUGGAAACGCGAUAUAAAGGCAAAAGGCUCGAUUCGCUGGUGGCUGAAAUUUGUUGGUGGUCGCAAAAGACGUACGAUCCCGACAAUGAAGAUGAAGAAGGAGAAUAUACAAUGGGAGUUUCCUCCGAGGAUGAAGAUAGAUCCUCAUCCGAUACAGACUCUGAACAAGUGGGCGAACCACCACGCAAGAAAGUAAAGGGCGCAAACAAACGAAAAUAAGUUUUGCGUUCAUCGAUUUUUAUAACCUAUGUAUCUAUGUAAUAACCUAAUAAUUA
Molecule: messenger RNA, 660 nt
Organism: Rhagoletis pomonella (apple maggot)
Lineage: Eukaryota; Metazoa; Arthropoda; Insecta; Diptera; Tephritidae
Exons: 2
Coding region: 245-604 (119 amino acids)
Source: RefSeq, a predicted model, not a curated record